AUAAUACAGGAAUAAAAAACAUAUAAAACUAGUGUUACAUAAAAUGUUAUCAUUCAUUAUACCGGAGAUCGUAGUGCUGUACGCGUCGGACGGCCGGGAAUGGGACCGAUAUCUGGCCGAAGAGUUUUCGCAAAUGAUUGAAUUCCCGUUGAAUAUACAUCACAAACAGGCGGAACACUUGGACGAAGACUACGACCACUUCCACCAACAGAUCCCGCGAUACAACGCUUUCAUACUAUUGAUUAGCAAAGAGUUUUUGCAUACAAUCCAACUGUUGUCGCAUAGGAUGUACACAUUGACCGAAUCGAUGAAUCCGGCAAAAUGUUUGAUCAUGUUUUGUGACUGUCUUGAGACUGAUGUGAGUGAUGGCCACAAGAGAUUGCUGUGCGGUUACCGCCGCUGUCAUCGACUGGUGGCCACUCAGACCGAUGUCAAACAGUUUAUGAUCAAUACAGUCAAGUGUUUGUCUAAUAUACUGGAUCUGAACCGCUAUAAAGACCAUCGGGUGCUCAAUGUGUCUAAAAAACGGUACGAAAAUUUUAUAUCCAUAGCACCACAGUUUGAAUUGUCCACCGAUACAAUACACACGAGAAAUGAGAGGAUUUAUAUACUGCUAGAGUCGGCCGUAAGUGAAACACAGAGAAUACACGUAUCAAUUGGAGUGACAAAUGACUUAUUGAUUGUUCACUGGAAAAAUCCAUACACACUGUACUUCACUAUACCGGAAUUUAUGAUAUCAUAUAACGAUACGCUGGAGAUAUCGUUAAUAUGCGGUCACAAACAUUUAGGCACACAGAAAAUAUUAAACACCCGAUCGUUGGACAGGAAUGAGUUCGCAAUGAAAUAUAGUCUGUAUGAUAUCCCGCGCUCGGCAUCCCUUUCCCACAUCCAGUAUAGGGAUCGACAGGUAUUCAUUGCAUUCCGAGUCACAAACUCUUUGGAUCGUUUUGGCGACGAUUUGUGUGAACUUCUAUUGUCUUAUCUCUCACUCGAAGACCGAUUCCGUUGCGAAUGUGUGUCCAAACAGUUCCAGAGGACAGUCUUCACCACAAUUACCAUCAUUACUAUCGACCAAAAACUCAAACGAAAACUCUGUGGCCCUCAAUAUCUUAAUAACAAUUUCAUACCAAAACUCGCGAAGAAGUUCCCAAACCUGCGGACCAUUGACUGUCAGUCAGUAUCCAUACCGCCGAAGACAUUGUUUGCCCCGAUGUUCACCAGGCUUAAUUACAACUAUCCAUUGAACAUACAUCGUCUCAAUCUUUACCACCGAUUGUCUCAUUUGAAACUCCACUCUCUGUCCGAAAUAUUUGUCUACAAAACAGAGUUUUUGGUCAAAAAUUUGACAAAAAUUGUGUGCGAAGUGACAACGGGUUUCACGAGACAAAUGAUGUCCACAUUUGUGGCCAAUAAUCGUCGACUGAAAAGUCUUCACCUGAAGUGCGAGUCAUUAGAGACACAACUGAUUGUCAUUGAAUUUGUGGAUCAAUUGCCAUAUCUGCGGGAACUGAGUGUCGACUUACCAUCGGAUCAAAUACCGGCCAACACUUGGCUUAAAAUUGGCCAAAAUUGUCGCCAAUUGACCAGAUUUUCGCUCAUUUCGCGCACAAUGUCUGCCAAAACAUAUGUCCGAACAUUGGAUUCGAUGCAACACUUCCGGCGACUCAAGAGAUUGUCUCUGAAAACCGUAUCGUUUAACUUAUGGCGUAAUCCCAGCGCUAGUCAUGAGUUGUCGGUCUUAAGACACUGCCGACGGUUAACACACUUAUCGCUAUUCACGUCACGAUUGACCACCGAUUCAUUUGCCUGUAUUGACCAGUAUUUGCCACGUCUUCAGCAUCUGGUGAUCGGCGACACCAGAAAUACGGUUACAUUUGACUCUUUCUAUCAUAUCUUGAAACUACCGGCGCUGAAGACACUGACCAUCGAUGGCCACCAUUGGCCCGAAGUGUUUGACAGUCGUAUGCAUGAAUUGGCCAUGGUCAUUGGCCCUAAACUCGAGUUUUAA
Medioppia subpectinata is the source of this 2008-nucleotide messenger RNA. The record is from the annotation of a GenBank genome assembly. Lineage: Eukaryota; Metazoa; Arthropoda; Arachnida; Sarcoptiformes; Oppiidae.